AUGCAAAGCGGGGACAAAUAUGCUGCUUUAAUUCGCAAUUGGAAGCGUGAUAUCUGUGUGGCAAUUGAGCAGGUUCAGGCAAUAUCGCGAAACGAGAAGAAUUUGCUACAGUUAAAUCUCGAGACGCAUCAUCUCCCAUUCCAGCCAUCUCCUGUGUUGAUGCGACUGCUUCAAAAUGACCGUCGACGACGAAGCAGCGGUGGACUUCGUUCAGCUACCAAACAGCAACUGAAAAGCGCAGACUACCUGGAUCGAAAGUUCGAAUCGGAGAUUCGCCAGCACUAUGAGGUGGAAAAUGCUCAUAGCUGUGGCAAAUGGAAACGAUUUCACUCGCGAGCUUCAGAGGCACGCCACCAACUAGCUUCCGGGAUUGAGGGUGACUUCCGUCAGUUCUGUCGUCAGAUGGGUAUUUCUUGUGACGAGUUGCAACCAAAAGAACAGAAGCAAGACAAAGACAACCAACAACACGAAUGUACUCCCUCCUCACUGCCUGCUGUCACAAUGUCACUUGAAGACUCAUUACGCUUUCAUUUGGCUCAAGAGUGGGUUCAUCAAGAGCGCUUUAACAUACAGGAGGCUUUCACGAAUCAAACCAAGAAGCUACAGGAGGACUUGGAUGCAUUCGUUGAACAACUGGAGACAGAGUUUUUAGAGGAGCGUCAGAAGGCGCUAAGCGCAUUAACCCAACAGCCCGAAAAUGAACUUGUAGCAAGGAAACGCCACCGCCACAAAACAAGCUCUCAGUUCCAAAGUAGCGCUAUGCGGGGAAUGUUACUGCAAACAGCUCCUCUAUUGCCUGUCGAGCCAACAGAUACAGAAGAAAGAGUAGUGCCAUGGCGAGGAGUAACAGCGGGAUCAAGAGUUCGCUCUAGUUCGCGACGCAUUCGCAAUGACGUCGAUGAAACUCAAGACAAAAUGGACGAACUUCAAAGGCACCUGCAACUUCACACAGAGGUACGUAGUACUGAUCUAUUCAGAUUGGACCAUUUUUCAGUGAUAGUUUCCAGGCUGCCGAGGCGAAGCGCAAAGAUCGUAUGCAGUGGAUUGGAAGGCAAUGCGCGCACUUGUUUGCUCAGCUGGACUGCAAGGAAACCGAAGCUGCUGUGGUCGCAAUGCUGUUGA
Molecule: messenger RNA, 1122 nt
Organism: Phytophthora nicotianae INRA-310
Lineage: Eukaryota; Oomycota; Peronosporomycetes; Peronosporales; Peronosporaceae
Exons: 4
Coding region: 1-1122 (373 amino acids)
Source: RefSeq, a predicted model, not a curated record